AUGCUGCGCUGGCUCCGGGGCUUCGUGCUGCCCGCCGUGGCCUGCCAGGAAGACGAUGACUACCUCAGCUACAAGAUCCUCUUCCAAGACCUGGACCGCGGCGGGAACGGGUUGGUGGACAUCGUGGAGCUCCAGGAGGGGCUGAAAAACUGGGGCUCCUCAUUUGGUCUGAACUCUGAGAAUGACAUUUUUAAAGCUGGAGAUACUAAUGAGGAUUCAAGAUUGGACUUUGGAGAAUUUUUGCAGUACCUUAAAGACCACGAGAAAAAAAUGAGGCUGGCAUUUAAUAGUCUGGACAAAAAUAGUGAUGAUGUGUGAAUAAUAGAAACUUCAGAAAUAAUUGCUGCUUUGAAAUCACUGGGUAUAAAUAUUUCUGAAGCUCAGGCAAAAAAAAUUCUACAAAGCAUUGAUAGUGAUGGAACGAUGACAGUAGACUGGGAUGAAUGGAAGUACUACUUUUUACUUCAUCCUGCAACAAAUAUUGAUGAAACUGCUCAUUUCUGGAAGCAUUCUACUAUAAUUGACAUAGGGGAGAGUAUAUCUAUCCCAGAUGAAUUUACUGAAGAAGAAAAGCGUUCUGGAGAUUGGUGGAGGCGUUUGGUGGCAGGAGGUAUAGCUGGGGCAGUUGCAAGGACAUGCACAGCAUCUUUUGACCACUUGAAAGUCAUGAUGCAGGUUCAUAGUUUAAAGUCAAGGAGAAUGAGAUUGAUUGGUGGAUUUGAGCAGAUGUUAAAAGAAGGAGGAAUUCAUUCUCUUCGGUGGGGAAAUGGUGUAAAUGUUUUUAAAAUUGCACCUGAGACAGCUCUCAAGAUUGGGGCCUAUGUACAGUGUAAGAAAUGGCUUAGUUUUGACGGUGCUAAUGUAGGAAUUAUUGAGAGAUUUAUAUCUGGCUCAUUUGCUGGUGCAACUGCCCAGACCUGUAUUUAUCCCAUGGAGGUUCUAAAGACCAGACUGGCUCUAGGUAAAACUGGAGAGUAUUCAGGGUUCAUUGAUUGUGGCCAGAAGCUUCUGAAACAAGAAGGUGUUAGAACCUUUUUCAAAGGUUAUAUUCCUAACUUGCUAGGUAUUCUACCUUAUGCAGGCAUAGAUUUUGCUGUUUAUGAGCUGUUGAAGAAUUAUUGGCUAGAACAUCACGUGGCAGAGUCUAUAGACCCUGGGAUAAUAAUUUUGCUGGGAUGUAGUACAUUGUCUCACACAUGUGCUCAGAUAGCCACCUUCCCACUGACCCUUAUCAGAACUCGCAUGCAGGUUCAAGCACUGGAAGAAAAAGGAACAACAACUUCUAUGUUUCAUCUCAUUCAAGAGAUAUUUAACAACGAAGGAAAAAGGGGAUUUUUCAGGGGUCUUACCCCAAACAUCAUAAAGGUGCUUCCCGCAGUAGGCAUCAGCUAUGUAGUUUAUGAAAUAGUGGGAUAACAUUUGGGAUUAAUUUAAAAGUGAAAUAUCAAAUU
Molecule: messenger RNA, 1451 nt
Organism: Callorhinus ursinus (northern fur seal)
Lineage: Eukaryota; Metazoa; Chordata; Mammalia; Carnivora; Otariidae
Source: RefSeq, a predicted model, not a curated record